Scutellospora calospora is the source of this 462-nucleotide messenger RNA. The record is from the annotation of a GenBank genome assembly. NCBI's taxonomy places the organism in Eukaryota, Fungi, Glomeromycota, Glomeromycetes, Diversisporales, Gigasporaceae.
AUGGCUGAUCUUGAUAAUAUUCAAUUUGAGAAUGAACAAACAAUUCAUCAGAAUUCUAUGAUUAAAAGUAAUCUUAAAAGAAAAUUUUCUAAUCUAGAUAAUAAAACUGGAAGAAAAUUACAUGAAAUUCAAAAUUAUUUCUGUAUUGAUAAAUCAAAACUUGUUUGUUUAAUUUGUAAACAAUCUUAUGUAUCAAAUACAAGUGUAAAAAAUCUCAAAAAUCAUUUUAAAAAAAAUCAUAAUGAAGAAUAUAUUGAAUUUUUAAAUAAUCAACAAGAAGAAAUUAAUCAAACAGAAAAUAAUCAACAAGAACUAGAAGCUGAAAGAUUAUUUCAAGAAGAAAUUAAUAAAAAAAGAAGAAAAUAUAAGAGAAUUAUCUUAGAAAAUGUUGUUAUCGAAGCUGAUUUAUUUAAUCUGUUUAUCACAGGAUUAGAUGCAGAAAAUAUUAUUAUUCAAAAAUAA